AUGCAAGAAACAGUCAGCAUACUCCAAGCACAAAUUCAAACCAAAAGAAGAGUCCUUGAGUUGUGCAAGGAACGUCAAAGAGUUGAAGAAGAGAAACAGGAGAUAAUGAAAAACACCCGAAGCCACCUGUUGGCUCAAGCAGAACAGAUUGAGAGCAGACUUAAGCGAGCUUUAUUAAAAAGUCAGCAAUCGAUGUCUGAUAUGAUUAAAACACUUGAUAUGGAAAGGAAAGCCAUCGUUUUCUGGAACAAUUUGAAUAACUCAGCCAAAGACUUGGGAAAAGUCGCCGACACGUGGAAACCUGGGAAAUUGCGGCGUGUGCGCGCAUUAAACGACCUGAGUACCAGCCGAGAAGAGAUUUUUGAUGAUGAGUUUGCAACAUGUGAGUUCCCUGGUGACUUGUCCGAUGAUGAUGUAUUAACAGAAAUACUGAGAAAUGAGAAGUUUGAGGGAAGUCUCAGUAUAAUGGAACCUUUCUUUUAA
Pocillopora verrucosa is the source of this 483-nucleotide messenger RNA. RefSeq lists its product as uncharacterized. Lineage: Eukaryota; Metazoa; Cnidaria; Anthozoa; Scleractinia; Pocilloporidae. The record is from RefSeq and is a predicted model, not a curated record.